This is a messenger RNA of Staurois parvus, 544 nucleotides long. The record is from the annotation of a GenBank genome assembly. NCBI's taxonomy places the organism in Eukaryota, Metazoa, Chordata, Amphibia, Anura, Ranidae.
UGUGACAGUGAUCGGUAUAUACAGGAGAGGAGUGUGGGGGUAUGACAGUGAUCGGUAUGUACAGGAGAGGAGUGUGGGGUGUGACAGUGAUCGGUAUGUACAGGAGAGGAGUGUGGGGGUAUGACAGUGAUCGGUAUGUACAGGAGAGGGGAGGUGUGAGGUAUGACAGUGAUCGGUAUGUAAAGGAGAGGGUUGUGGAGGUAUGACAGUGAUCGGUAUGUAACAGGAGAGGGUUGGAGGUAUGACAGUGAUCGGUAUGUAAGGAGAGGGUGUGGAGGUAUGACAGUGAUCGGUAUGUACAGGAGAGGAGUGUGGAGGUAUGACAGUGAUCGGUAUGUACAGGAGAGGGGUGUGGAGGUAUGACAGUGAUCGGUAUGUAAAGGAGAGGAGUGUGGGGGAUGACGGUAUUGGUAUGUACAGGAGAGGAGUGUGGAGGUAUGACAGUGAUCGGUAUGUACCGGAGAGGAGUGCGGGGGGUAUGACAGUGAUCGGUAUGUACCGGAGAGGAGUGCGGGGGGGGGACAGUGCCACGGAGUUUAGUGGA